GCUAUUGUCAUGGAAACUAGACCACCGCCUCGCUAUUGUCUCGCGCCCUGCCAAGUUUAUUAUAAACACCGCGCGAGCCGCAGCAGCGCUGUCAAACGGAGCGCGAGCGCAGAGCGAGCUGCAAGUCCAGAGGAAGACACGGACACACACGGACACACACACACACACUAACACACACUGAGAGGAGCUGCAGCUGCACACACAACAUCUGGAUUACUACCCGGGAGAACCAGCGGUGAGAUAUAAACCAGAAAGUUUGGGAGGGAGCAGCGAGCUGAGUCUGGAGGUUGUGGAGAGAAACUGGGACUGUGAGUGAAAGCUGCACCUGAAGCCUCUCGGACUCACAGUUCACCUCCUCGUCGUGUUUUUGCAGACCGGUGUUCGCACCGGCUGAACCUCCAUGUAUAAGAUGGAUUACUCCUACCUGAACUCCUAUGACUCCUGCAUGGCGGCCAUGGAAGCGUCGGCCUACGCGGACUUCAGCUCCUGCAGCCAGGCCAGCUCCUUCCAGUACAACCCGAUCCGGAGCGGUCCGUUCUCCAACCCGGGCUGCACUCCGCUCAGCACGGCCAGCUGCACUCUGGGAGCCCUGCGGGAGCACCAGCCCACCCCGUACUCCUCAGUCCCUUACAAGUUUUUCUCGGACCCCUCCGGCCUGAACGAGAAGAGGAAGCAGCGGCGCAUCCGGACCACCUUCACCAGCUCCCAGCUGAAGGAGCUGGAGCGGGUCUUCGCCGAGACGCACUAUCCAGACAUCUACACCCGAGAGGAGCUGGCUCUGAAGAUAGACCUGACCGAGGCCCGGGUCCAGGUGUGGUUUCAGAACAGGCGUGCCAAGUUCCGUAAGCAGGAGCGAGCAGCCAAUGCCAAAGCCAACAGCUCUGGUGGCACCACAGGCAGCAACGGCAGCAGCAGCUCUGGAGGGAAGAAGGGCGGAGAGCCGAGGUCUUCAUCAGAUGAUGACGAGUCCAAAGAGUCCACCUGCAGCCCCACACCUGACAGCACGGCCUCCCUGCCCGGCUCGGCCAACGGAAACCUGGGCAGCCCUGCCAGCCUGAGCCCCAGUCCAGCUCCCACCAACAGCGGCUACGCCAACACCUCCAGCUCUCCGGUUCUCCAGGGGCUGAAGCCUCCCAGCUGGUCCAGCCUGGGCCCGUCCAACCCGGCCGUGGCUCAGCCUGCUGCCCAGACUCAGGAGAUUCUGAAGGCCUGGCAGCCGGCGGACAGUAUGACCGGGCCCUUUGCCGGAGUCCUGUCCUCCUUCCACAGAAAACCCAAUCCCACCAUCAAGACGAAUCUGUUCUGAAGCACAGAGGAAGAGAAAAGCAGAAACAAACUGGAACAGAGAGGAGUUUCUAGCCUUGGCGGAGAGACUUGCCCAUUAUAGCGCUGAAUUCACUGGUGUAGUCUGCUGUAGUUCAGCGAGGCCCUCGGUUCUUCCCUGAAAAACUGUCCUGUCAAACUGUUUCCAAGCUCAGAUAAUAAAAUCACAGGUCUGGUCACUGUUUCACACCUAAAUAUUAUGCAACACUAUACCUGCUAAACCUUCCUGGACAUGGACAGAGAAAAUUUCACUCUCAGUUGGUGUUCAAAUCCCUCUUUCUCAGACAAAACUAAAAGACACACUUUAUUGAAGGACGUUGAAAUAUACAGCGUCAAAAGGAUGUUUGUGUACAGCUGGAUCAGAUAUGCAUUCACACAUUCAGUCUCUUUUCUGUCUCACAUUCUCACACUCACUGCAUCGCAACACACCCUGUUCUGAUGAGCAUGGCGGUCAGGUACGAGCUUAAAUCAGAAGUCUAAACAUCACGCUCCAGUCUCUGCUGGGGAAACUAAACAAACAAACUUUUACCCCUCAAGCACAACUUCCUCUAAGCCCCCUGACACACAGGCUUCCCCAACAAGGAACAGGGUCCCCCUAAAUCUCUUUGCCGAGCAGAGCGGGGCACCCCGAAAUCCAAUUAGAGCAGCCGGGUCUCAGACAAGACACCUCCCCAGUUCACCUCAUCCCCUCCCCUCCUUCUUCACUGUAUCAAGUCCUGACUCCCACAGUCUCAUCGUCCCUGAUGCUUUAUGUCCCAUCAUGCCUUUCUCUGUCGGAACACAAGUCUGCAAGGGAAGGAGAUGGAGAAAUUCAGGUGCUCAAACCCAUUUUCAGUCCACAUACUGCAGUUUCCUGCUAUGUUCUUUGGGUGGAGAAGCGAUGAGUAAACUGGAGCCCACACAUUUAUCAGUCCCAUUAUAACUGACUUGUGCUGUUACUGUCAUUGUACUACAUCUGGUUUCUCUCUUUAACCACAGACUGAGGAGUUUUUUGAUGAUUCUCCUGCUCAAAUGACUUCCAACUCACUCUGAUUCCUUUAUUUUCAGCCAAGUUUUCUUAACUCCAAAACACAAAACAAGCUGGUCAAAGACUGGCAGUAUAGGGAGAUGGAGUUUUCUACUGUAUGUUCACUUAUACCCUGAUUUUGUUCCUGUUUACAUUCUUUUUAUGUGUGCGUGUGUGUGUGUGUGCAAAAAACGCAACACUUUGUACAUUCUUUCACCUCGCAAAGUUGCUUGUGAAUCACUUCUGUUUCAAUAUAUCGAAAAUCUCUGAAACUGAUUUCAGAGGGAGGGUUAACUCCAGAAAUCUACUUAAAAGGGGAAAAAAAAACAUGUAUUUAUUAAUAUUUUUUAUUAUGUCAGUGACAAACUUACAUUUAUUUGAACUGCUCCAUAAAAUUUUGUGACUGUAAAUUCUGUAAUUAGUAAUAUAAAUAUUAGGUAGCUUUUUUUUUUUUUUUUUGCUUUACAGAUCCAUUUCCAUUGCAGAGCAUCUGUCUCACAGACCAACACAUCAAUGAAAUCUAAGAAUUGACAGAAAGCUCUAGCAAAUAAGAAGUUAUAGCACUACUCUGAAUAUUCUAAUAAAUCUACAUUAUGGAGGCACUACCUGA
Molecule: messenger RNA, 2939 nt
Organism: Amphiprion ocellaris (clown anemonefish)
Lineage: Eukaryota; Metazoa; Chordata; Actinopteri; Pomacentridae
Gene: phox2a
Product: paired like homeobox 2A
Exons: 3
Coding region: 401-1306 (301 amino acids)
Biological process (GO): regulation of transcription by RNA polymerase II
Molecular function (GO): RNA polymerase II transcription regulatory region sequence-specific DNA binding; DNA-binding transcription factor activity, RNA polymerase II-specific
Source: RefSeq, a predicted model, not a curated record